Messenger RNA from Naegleria gruberi, 2690 nucleotides. RefSeq lists its product as uncharacterized. Lineage: Eukaryota; Heterolobosea; Eutetramitea; Acrasida; Naegleriidae. The coding region runs from base 1 to 2673 and encodes 890 amino acids. The transcript is spliced from 2 exons. The record is from RefSeq and is a predicted model, not a curated record.
AUGCAAACAGCACAGCCUUCAUCAUAUCAUCUCGAUGGAAUUAAUAAUUGUUCAAACAGCUACCUAUUCAUUAAAGGCUGUGAAAUGCCCUUUUCCGAUGGUUGGAUAAAUAUUGAUGUUGGAUUAUCAUCACUCCGAUUAUUUGAAUUCAAAUCAGAGGAAAUAUUUGGAAAAAUUAAAAGAAUUGGUAUUAAAAAGAUUGUAUGUGGAGAUUAUCAUGCCAUCUUUUUAUUAAAUGAUGGAACUGCUUUUGGGUAUGGGCAACGAACAGAGGGACAAUUGAUGGUUGAUAGAAAUUCGAAACAACAUGUUGUUGAAAUACCACUUUCCAAUAUUGAGGAUGUUUAUUGUGGAAGCAGUUUUACAUAUUGUUUGAUUAGAAAAUCAAAAUGUGAGUUCAAAAUGGUUUCUUUUGGGCAAAAUAUAAACGAAUGUUGCUCACAAAGAAAGGAGGAGGGAGAUAGGGAUGUAAUUCAUUGUAAUCUAGGAGAUGUUUAUUAUUGGAAUGAUGGAUACAGUCAACCAAUGGAAUUUCCUCCUCCAAAUGAAAUUGUUCUUGAUGUGAAAUGUGGAGCCGGGAAAGUUGCCAUUCUCACAAAACACUACAAGGAUAAUCAGAGAUUUCUAUAUUCGAUUGGGAUUUAUGAAAAGAAUUUUGGAAUUCUACGAAACAAGUAUCUCAGUAGAAGAAUACUCUGGAGAACCUACGACAAUACGGAAUAUUUAACGUUGUUCCAGAAUUACAUAGUAUUCCACAUGAAGGAGGGACUAAACUAUAGUGAUGAAGAUAUUGAAGAGUAUUCCAAUAGAAUGUUUUCGGAAAGAUUCCAGUUGGAUUAUUUUGGGAAAUUAUUUGAACUCCCGAUAUAUUCAUCUCCACCAAGAUACCAAAUAUUGCCAAACGUGAAAAUAGAAAAGAUUGUAAGUGAUUUGGCAGCUUUAUCCGCAGAAGGUGUCAUGACAAUUUAUUAUUCUCAUUUACUCUUUAACCCAACACUUUAUCAAAAGAAUAGAACGAGAGACAUGGUGGGUGUUGCAAAAAUCAAUCUUUCCCUCAAAGCUGUUGCUAAUUACCUUUCCACAAUUAGACUUUUAGGAAGUGGCUAUGUUGUGUUGGGAGACAACUCUGGAACCUAUCUAGGAGCAAGUUUAUUUGUCAAUUCUACUACCAAUACCAUCUUUGAUUUGACAGAUCGAAAUGCUGGUUUAUUACUGAGACAAUUCUUUAAUAUGAAUGGAAAUUCAACUAAUUUUGAUAAUUCCACUUCCUUCAUAAUGGUUGGAGAGCUUGAUGAAAUUUCUUACAUUAUUACACCACUCAAGUAUAGAUUAGAGAAUGUGGAUUGGAAUAUUUUCUUUAUAUUGUACGAACAGGAAGUGACAGCUACUUUAAUGUUGACAACUUAUAUUUCGAUUGGUGUGACAGCUGGUGUUGUGAUUAUUGGUUUAUUGUCAAGUUUGUUUAUAGGGUUGGUUGUUUCUAGACCUAUGAAAUUCUUGGAGAAGCAAUUCAAGCUUAUUAAGGUCUUUGAUUUGGAUAAUGUUGUUUCGAAUAAGUCAGUUUUCAGAGAAGUCAACUCAAUUUUCAAUAAUCUGGACGAAACCAUUGAUUGGUUGAAGGAAAUCAAAUCGUUCGUUCCUCCAUAUAUCCUUGAACAAAUCCAAAACAGUGAACAAGUUCAAAAAUCAAAUACCCAGGAAACAGUUGGAGAAACCAACCGAAAGUCAGUCACUUCAUUCCAUUCCCAACCUCAUUCCAAAGGUGAAUCUGGAGCUAGUUUCCACACAGUUGCUCAAUCUUCUUACAAGAAUUCAAAGUCACUUUUCAAAAUGGGAUUAAUUGAAAAUCCUUCAGCUAUCAUUACUAUUAGAACUGAAGCUGACAGUCCACAUAUUUUGGAAGAAGCUUUCAAAGAAUUGGUGGUUGCUUUGGGACCUGUCGUGAAGGUUUCUCAAGGAAAUUUGCAAAUUAUUUCAUAUAAUCAUUUCCAAUUGUCAUUCACUGCCAAUCAACUAGAUUCUAAAUUGGCUGAAAAAGCUUUUGAAACAGCACUCAAAAUUUUCAAAGCUUCUCGAUCCAUUAAGAAUCCGAUUGAUGUAAGAAUGGGUGUCUGUGUCAACAAGAGCCACUCUGGAAAUUUAGGAACAAAUACUUCAAGACAUUACAUGGUGGUGGGUAAAGCAGUUGAGCUCUCGGACAAAUACUGUGAGUUAGCUUCAUUGAUGAAGGUGAACAUAAUUUCAGAUUUAGCAUCCUUCCAAAAAUCAGAGAAAUUCAUUGCUAGACCUUUGGACAGGAUUGGUUUUGAUAUGGAAAAAGUUAUUGUCUGGGAAGUAAUUGAUAAGAAAAAUGAAGAGAAUGAUGAAUGGUUGUAUGAAUUGGAACGCUCAAAGGAGAAUAACAAGUUUAAGGAAUACUCCAAAGUAUUCGAAAUGUUGGAAGAAAAGUUCUGGGAGGUAAAUAGAGAAACUGAUGAUGUAAUUGGAGAAUUAGGUAAAUCCAUUUCAGUUCUGGAAAAUUGGUUGAAUUCUAAUAACAAGGAUUCAGGCACAGUUGAGAAAUUGUUAAACCAUCUCAGAAAAGUCAUGAACAAUUCAUAUGAUAAUAUUUCUCAAUUGAAAGAUUUUGUUAUGAGCUAUUCGACAGCUUUUGUCUCUAAGAAAUUAAUGUAAAAAUAGUAUUUAAUAAU